AUGGCUGCGGUGGAGCGGACCCCGGUCAGGGAAGGGAUCCGGAUAGUUUCUCUCUGUUUCUGCUGGUACACGGUCAGCUCGGGGGGCAACGUGGUGAAUAAAAUCAUCCUGAAUGGAUUCCCGUACCCGGUUACGGUCUCUCUCUUUCACAUCAUCUCCAUCGUCGUCUUCCUCCCGCCGCUGCUGCGGGCUUGGGGAGUCCCCAAAACAGAACUGCCGAGCAGGUACUACCGGUGGUACAUCCUGCCUUUAGCGUUCGGGAAAUACUUCGCGUCGGUGUCGGCUCACUUCAGCAUAUGGAAGGUGCCUGUUUCCUACGCACACACCGUCAAAGCAACAAUGCCAAUAUGGGUUGUGUUGUUGUCGAGAAUUAUCAUGAGGGAGAAGCAAACCACAAAGGUGUAUGUGUCGCUCAUCCCCAUCAUCGGCGGAGUGCUGCUGGCCACAGUGACCGAACUGUCCUUUGACGUUUCAGGACUGAUCAGCGCUCUGGCUGCCACGCUCUGCUUUUCUCUGCAGAACAUCUUCUCCAAAAAGGUGCUGCGUGACACAAGGAUUCACCAGAGACUGCUCAACAUCCUGGGCUUUAAUGCUGUAAUCUUCAUGCUGCCCACCUGGGUGUUGGUGGACCUGUCUGUGUUUCUUGUAAAUGGAGACCUGUCGGAGGUCUCUCAGUGGACGGGCACCUUCGUCCUCCUCCUCAUCAGUGGUUUCUGCAACUUUGCCCAGAAUGUCAUCGCCUUCAGCAUUCUCAACCUCGUCAGCCCACUCAGCUACGCCGUCGCCAACGCCACCAAGAGAAUCAUGGUCAUCAGCAUCUCGCUGCUGAUGCUGCGCAACCCGGUCACCCUCACGAACGUGCUGGGUAUGAUGACGGCCAUCGUCGGAGUCUUCCUUUACAACAAGGCCAAGUAUGACGCCAACAAGCAGAAGAAGCUGCUGCCGAGCAGCAAGCAGGACCUGAUGUCCUUCGACAACCCGAUGCUGGACAAGAUCCAGUCCAAUGGGUCAGUGCCUUUCUCUCACAGCUCAGAGCAGCAGCACAGCUGGAACAAUGUGCCGACCGACCACUUCCAGUACAGCCGGCAGGCCUACACGAUGAACUACAGCGGCAACCACCAGUAUGUGGUGUAGGGGAGGAGUCUGGCCUCGUUCUGGGUUGCUGUCAUAGACAUUACUGUGUGUAGCCGCCCUCCGUGCAGCGCGACUUCACCACCCACUCUGAACUCCAAGCAGAAGGCAAGUGCUGUUUGUUCUGUGUAACACGAAUGAGACAAGUCGAUCAUGAAGGGCAGAGAUGUGACCUCUCCCACACCCCUUCCUGUCCAAACGUCAUCUUUUUUGCAGCUCUGCUGUCCAUCAUUGUUAAUUCAUUACUUGGUACCGGCUGUAUGGCAAUGGUUAGACAGAAAACAGAACUUUGAAGAGCCACUUUCAGGCAAGGUUGUGAUGGAUGAAGCCAUGUUGCCCCAGCAUGUAGACACAUGAAAGAUGGUUUCAGAAAAGAAUAUCUCCAUGUGACCGACUGGAAAUAUUUGAGUUUGUUCCUUUACCUGCAAUAUAUCUAUACAGUUUUUUGAGUAAAUUUGUUUACCUUCAGAGGAAAUUAUAUCAUCUUUAAUUUACUGUGAACGUUACCGUACAAAUUAUCAGGGGUUUGUUGUGUUACGAGUUGUAACAAACGUAGUCUCAUGAACGGCCUUAAAGUUUUCUUUGUUUUGUGUUCUUUUAUUUGUUGCAUUGUUUGGCAUUUCUGGAUUAGGAUUGUGACUUUUCUUGAGGAGGCACUUGUAAUGAUAAGAUGAUAAAACAGGUCAAAAUGUCAUCUGUAAAGUAAACCUCAAAGUUUGAAGCUGGUGGGACUUGUUUUUUGUUUUGUUUGGUUUUUUUUUUACUGUGGCAUUUAUAUUUUGAUCAGUACUUGUGCUUGCUGAUGCCAGAGUCAUUUGAUUUGUUGUUUUACAAAAUCAUAUCAACAGCGACUAAAUGAAUUGGCAUGAAACUUACAAUCACACGUUGAUGAUCACAAAACUUUUCAGUGACGCUACUGUUUCUUCAUCAAUGUUUAAAGUGCGGCAGGGUCAGCAUGCUACUUUAUGGCUACAGAACCGCCAUGAUCGCCGUCAUCCAGGAUGUCACGUGGCCCCCUGAAUACAUGCAGAUGAUUAAAAAAAUUUAGUGAAUCUACUCCUGGUGUCCACUGUUUGUAAACAUUUUGCACAAAGAGAUCAGUAAAAUUUAAAUCGGACUUGUCAAGAAGUGUUUUUCAACUCAACGGAAGCCCAAACUGUCUGUUUUAUGGAGUUUUAAGAGUGAGACCCCCCACUGUUAUCAAGAAAGGUCAGUGACCUCUUGCUCAUCAUCGUCAUGUAAUCCCCCAAAUAUUUAUAAUGUCAUGAAAAAGUUGGCUGCUGUUCUUAUAAUGUGGAUCCACAGAACUGAUCUGAAGCAAAACAUUUGAAUUGAUUAUUGAUAUUUAUUGAUUUGUGAAGCCUCUGCAGCAGACUUAAACUAUAUCUUGUCAGGUGUUUUCAGCCUGAACCAAAGCUGCUCAUGUUUCUGUUUGGUUUCCAAACGAGGCUCUCAUCAGGUUUGCACAUCAUAAAACAGCUGAAUGUGUUAUGCAGAUUGUGACAGUCUGUCAGUUACUUUCUGGCAUCAGAAGGUCACUUGAAGAUCAGAAAUGCAUGAAAUCAGAUAUUUGGUUUGUCUAAUUUAAAGAGUCAGCUGUAAUUUCAAGUGGGAUUGUUUAUCAUUAUUGAUUGUGGUGUUAGGAAAAGUACAUUUUCACACAUUUUAUUUUGGAAAAAAUUUGUUCUUUAGUUUCUUUUGUUGGUGAACCUCAUCUCCAGACAGAGAGUGCAUUUAUCAGUGACUCAAACUAUAGCAUCGAGUGUGAGGUGUAGAAUUGAUGGUUGUUUUCCAGCUGUAAUCCAUCAUCGGGGUGCCGCCGUGAAAUUUUGAUUAAUGUGUGUUAAAAAUUGAGCACUGUCACAGUAUUUCAGUCUAAAGAAAAUAACUAAAAAGAUAAUUAUGUUUAGAUCAUUGUCAUUAUGUGAACCUUUUUUUUAAGACCGUUCGCUCUAAUUGACCUCACUAUUAAAAAUAACUGUGCUGUAAUUUACUUAAAAUGGUCACCCUUGCUGUGAAUCGUGUAGACCUCUGCGCACGUAGGCUGUAAUUUGCUUUGUGUUGUUUUAAGAUGCAAAGCAGUCGUACAGACAUAAGGGGCACUGCAGCGUAAAGAAGAGACCAUUCAGAACAUCUCGGACAUGGUAUUGGCAUUACUAGAACGACUGAGCGAAGAAAACCUCAACCCAAAGACAUGAGGGUUUUAAAUUCUUGCAGCAAAGUCGUGCAGCCUUUACGGCUGCUCAACUUUGCAUUUUUUGUUGCUUUUACCGGCUCCUGCGAACUGAGACUUGAAGCACUUCUGAUCAGUCAAAACACGGGGUGCUAUCAUUUCAACGGCAAAUACAGAGAGCAGCCGGAGGACAAAUCUGAAUGUUAGGCAGAUAGAUCACAUGCAGAUAUGUAAAGAUCUUUUUUAAGGCGACAAGCUGUAUUUUGCUCAUCAGAGUGUACAACAAUUAAGCGAAGAAUCAGAUUUCUGUAAACUGAGACCAGAUACACUCCUGUAACCUUCAUCCUAAUGCUUUGGUUUUUACAUAUUUGAACUUGUUUGAUUUGCUUUUCUUUCUGCAACAUGGAGCUUUGAGCAUUUCUCAGUCAGUCACCUGCUGAUAAUCAGCUGUUUGUAGAUUUUAAGGGGGAAAUCUUACUCGCUUCAAUAUCAGUUGAAACUUUAUUGAGACCUGAACAUCAGGGGCCAGUACUAUGAAGCAGGGUUCCUUUGCGAGGUUGUCCCUGGGUUUUAGCACUAUGACUGUGGUGAGUGUUUUAAUUGAAGCACGUUGCUACGGCAACUCAUACUGAAUGCUUAACCUGCUCCGUAGUAGGUUAUUUGCUGAAUAAAAGCUCAGCAGGCAUAAAAGACAACCAGCAAAUCAGGCAAUCAGGUUUUUUUUUUUAAAAAAAUGGCCUGUUAAUUCUUUGAUGAUCCUGUGAAUGUAGGUGGAUUAACAGCGAUCGGAGUGUCUGGUAGAGUGAGAAUUUACAGAAAGAGAAACACAACCUCUUUGAUUUUACCAUUUACUGCUUAAUUAAAGAUCUAGAUUUUUUUUUUGCAGGUCAGCAGUAUAUCCGCAUUCUGCUGGAACGUCAAUUUUUAUUUACUCUGCUGACAUUGCAUCUGAAAUAAUGAGGAUAAAAUGCUCAUAUGUCACAACUGCACAAAUACAUUUGACACGUCAAUAUAGUGAGAACUCAUUGUGCCAUUGUGGUGAGGAAUUUCUGUUUUAAUCCCUGGAGUUUUUACAUGAAUUCCUUACAUCUUUUGGCAGCUGCAAUGGCUUUUCUUUUCCCCCAGGUGAUCUGCUUUUAAUCGGCUGUAUUGUCAGAUGGUUGUUACGACUGCCUGUCCCGAAAGACAACCCUUAACCCCAGCAGCGCCGUUGAUGCCGCACUGUGGCGACUCACUGUUCCUAGCGUGAGCCGUUGAGGUUCACCACGACUAAGUCGGGUCAAAUGCAGAAAAGUAAUUCCAACAACGGGAUCGAUAAAGUAUGCUCUCUUCUCUCUUCCUGUUCUUGUUACGAAGCAAACACAGCCAGUUUUAAUGCGGAUCCACACACAGCUAUGUUGGAAAAGCCUCAGUCAUGGAGUUAUCUAAAUUUAUCUAAAUUGUGGAUGCCUGGUUAAACGAAGCCAGACUAGAGAGACAAGGAACGCUCUGUCGUACAGGCUCGAUUCUGGCACAGUCAGUAACGAGAAACCUGACGAAUUGUACGUCCACACUGGACAAUUCAGUUAAGACUUAGUCAUAAUUAAAAAAAAAAAAAAAAAACGCCAAGGGAAGCGUGCUCUGAAAUAUUGUGAUUAUGAGUUAAAGUUGUCAUAUCAAAUGUGUUUUUAACUUUAUCUGCAGUCCCACCCUGAAAGGCAGCGUCCAAACAGAAACCAUCCAACUAAUUCGACACGUCCCACCGUGGGGUUAAAGGUGUUUUUACAUGUAUUUUGCUUUGUAGUUUUGCUUGUUUUUCAGAAAAUCUGCAAUCAAAUUCUGAUCUUUCAGUGCUGGCGGACUCAAGUUCUGAACUUCUGUCAGCAUUGAAAAGCAAAUAAUGAAGCCACUUUUUUUUUUCUGUCUGUAGUUAAUCUUUCUGUCAGCAGCUUCUAAUAAUAGUUCUCUCUUCAGUUUGGGCCUGUUUUCCUCACAUCCUCGCUGAUGUUGCCAAAAACAAACUAAACUUUUUUGAUGCUGAUGCACCGCAGGACAGAGGCCUUGUUAGCAGUGAACGAAAUGUGAAAUCCAUCAACGACGACACGUAGAACACAUUGUCUGUUUUUCACUUUCUUGUUAGUGAGCUAACUGGGAGAAAAUGUGGAGAAUGGUUGAUUUAGAUGUUGGCUCUCCGUUGUACAGCUUCUCACUGGGAUGUAAAUGUUUAAAAUAUGUGUGCAGAAAAGGGGAAAAUACUUUGUAAAACUUGUACAAUUAUUAUUUUGUGUGUCUUUAAUGGAUCUUGAGACAGAGUUUUUACUUAACCAAUGUUUAUAGAUUUUUAUUUAUGGUGUCCAUGUACAAAAAUGUUGUACAGAGGUGCUGCUAUGCACAGUCUUGUCUGCUCAUGUUUAGUAAACGCUAUUUUUAAAUGUCUGGGGGAAAAUAAAUGCAUCAUGGGGUACUGAG
Salarias fasciatus (jewelled blenny) is the source of this 5752-nucleotide messenger RNA. RefSeq names its product solute carrier family 35 member E1 (gene slc35e1). Bases 1 to 1134 code for a protein of 377 amino acids. Lineage: Eukaryota; Metazoa; Chordata; Actinopteri; Blenniiformes; Blenniidae. The record is from RefSeq and is a predicted model, not a curated record. The transcript has 6 exons.